AUGUCAGAUGCUUCAUCUUCUAUGGGGAAAACCUCAAAUCAUAAGCCAUUGGACCCUUUUGCUAAAAGCUACCAACCUCAAGGUCCUCAACCGCUAAAUAUCUAUUUCCCCCCUGAGUCGCCUUAUUACUUCCAUUGCCAUCCUCCUCCAAGCUUUCAUUAUUUAAACAUAUAUAACUCAGGAAAGCAGCCACUUCCAUGGAUUGAAGUGUUCAAUGCCCCAAAACAUAUAAACUAUGGGUCUGAACGGAUUAUUGGGAAUAGGAACAAAAGUAAAUGGAGGUUACUUCCUCCACGGUUGAAGUGGGCGAAGGAGUUUCCAAUGCGUAGAAAAGAAGUUUGGGUCAAAAAAGUGAAAGCUGGUUCAAAUCACGCUGAGGAACAAGCCAAAUUUGAUGGAAAGACUUCAUUAAUGAUCAAAAACGUCCCCAAUCACUUUCAAAGGAUUGAUUUGCAGCGCCUGUUGGAUGAUCACUGCGGGACAGAAAAUAGAAAAGCUCAACCGGGCUCUUAUUUCUGCAAAUCUGAAUAUGAUUUCCUUUAUCUUCCAAUGGAUUUUGGGUUUCACUUAAAUCUGGGAUUUGCAUUUGUCAAUUUUACGAGUCCUGUUGCUGCAUUGAGGUUUUAUAAGGACUUUAACAACCGAGAAUGGAGCUCUAGACUUGGCAGGAAGAAAACCUGUGAAAUUAGUGUUGCCAAAUUCCAGGGAAAAGAUGCAUUGAAAGAAAAUUUUGAGCACUCGUACUUCGCAUGUCAUACAAACAAGUACUUGCCAGUGGUUUAUACCCCACCACGGGAUGGUUUCAACCGCUCUAACCCAACUGUUGUUGGCAGACGAAUCCAGGUAACUGCGAUACCAAAGGAUCAAAAGGUGAUGAUCAUGACCCAAAGGAAGAACAAAAAAGAAGCUUGACUGACUCCCCUGCUCCAUGUUCCACAUUAUUUAGGUUUAAGCUCUCUUUAUAAACUUUUGGUCGAUAAUCUUAGGCAAUAUAUAUAGUGCACCAGUACUUUAUAUGAUGCAUGUGGAACCUUGUUUUCAUUCUCUCCCCCGAUGAGAUGAGCCAUCGGGGGUGAAGUGGAAACAUAGAUCCUUUUUCACCAAAUAUGAUAGGUUUUGCUUCCUUUGUUUUCAUUGUCUCUCCCUAGGCGGAUUUCAUGGCUGUUGUUGGUGUUGAAAGU
Messenger RNA from Gossypium raimondii (Peruvian cotton), 1181 nucleotides. Its product is annotated as protein terminal ear1 homolog. Bases 1 to 912 code for a protein of 303 amino acids. The transcript has 4 exons. Lineage: Eukaryota; Viridiplantae; Streptophyta; Magnoliopsida; Malvales; Malvaceae. Gene Ontology annotation, molecular function: nucleic acid binding. The record is from RefSeq and is a predicted model, not a curated record.